AUGGCGCCACAUCAGCGAGCAGCCCGCCACAACACCCAAAAUGAUGAGAUGGCUACACCGACAGAAGACAUCAGGAGCGACGAGCUCAUGCUGGACCUGAGCAAGUAUAUCCUGCUCCUGGCAACGCUGGUAGCAACGGUGACAUACGCGGCAGGGUUCACCCCGCCAGGCGGCGUCUGGCAGGAAACGGAUGACGCGGCCGGCCACGUCGCCGGCGACUCAAUCAUCCGGACCACCAACAACGGCCGGUACCUGGUGUUCUACUACUGCAACGCCACUGCCUUCGCCUCCUCUCUCGUGGUCAUCGUCCUCGUCCACCUGCUCACCCUCCUGCACGAGAGGAAAGGUAACCACAUGAGGAGCAUCAAGCCAUUGCAGGCGGUCAUGGUGUUGGACCUGGUGAGCGUCAUAGGGGCCUACGCCGCCGGCACCUGCCGGGACAAGACCACCACCAUCUACACCUUGGUGCUAGUGGGUGUCUUAUUGGUCUGCCUCGUCGUUCAGAUGGCGCCGGCCUCGUUUUCGGUCUAUCAGAAACUGCAAGUGUACUCCAGGUCCAGCAGCGGCACUAACGUUGAUAAACGGCUCCGGAAGGUCUUGAUGCUGCUCGCGACGUUUGCGGUGAGCGUCACCUACGUGGCCGGGAUGAGCACACCGGGUGGCUUCUGGGACGCCGGGAGCGGCCACCCCCCCGGCCACGCGAUCCUCAAGGAUGGCCACGGCGCCCGCCUGACGGUGUUCCUGUGCUUCAACACCGCUGCGUUCGUCGCGUCGAUACUCAUCAUCGUGCUGCUACUGGACAAGAAGGCUCUUGCCAAUGAGGCCUACGGCUGCAUCACUGUCGCACUGAUCAGCCUCGUCGGCGCGUACACCGCCGGCAGCUGCAGGGAGACGGACACCACCGUGUAUGUCUCCAGCCUGGUUGGUGCCGUCCUGAUAUUCAUUAUAUUCCUCCAAAUUGCAGUUGUUAAAGGUUGGAUCGAAGCCGCAAAGACAAGAUGCUUUCCCAACAAAAUCGAAACAAUAUCCGCCGGUUCUUCGCCAGAAAUUUUGCCAAUAAUAACAAGUCAACCUCCAGGGGCAGGGAGUAAUGACAGCAAGACAGUGGAAGUAGACAAGGCCAGCUCCCUUGUUCUAUUGCUCGCCACUCUUGCAGCAACCAUCACUUACCAAGCGGGGCUGAGCCCGCCGGGCGGCGUUUGGCCAGAAAAUGCAGACGGCCACAUGGCCGGCGACCCGAUCCUGCUGACCACGAACCCUGGGCGAUUCAAGGUGUUCUUCUACUCCAACUCCAUCGCCUUCGUGGCAUCCUUGGUCGCCAUCAUCUUGGUCCACAGCAAGCCUCUUCUCCAGACCCACGUGCUGGAGGCGGCUAUGAUACUGGACUUGUUUGGCCUCAUCGGUGCCUAUGCCGCUGGGAGCUGCCGGGACGUCAGCAGCUCCAUCUACGCCAUGGCCUUGGCGGGCGCCGUGCUGGUCUACGUGGUGAUCCAUGUCGUAUUCUUCACCCUAGACAAAACCGACACCAUGACCGGCCCGGAGAAAGAGGUGGUUGAGAAGAGGCGCAAGCGGCUGCUCCUCUUCGCGGUCCUGGCCGCCACCAUCACUUACCAAGCCGGCUUGACCCCUCCGGGCGGCUUCCGGCUGCAGGACGAUGGUGACCGUGCAGAUGCAGGUGACCCGGUCCUCUUGUACAACUCUCCCCACCGCUACACCGCAUUCUUCUACUGCAACUCGGUGAGCUUCAUGUUGUCCAUCGCCCUCAUCAUACUACUCGUCAACCCACAUCUAUACAGGCCCGCCAUAAGAAGCUAUGCGCUCUCUAUUUGCUCCGGGGCGGGCAUGUUUGCUCUCAUGGGGGCCUAUGCUGCCGGAAGCACACAACAUCUCAGAACAUCCAUCUACGUCUUCGUCUUGGUGGUGGUGGUCAUGCUUGUAAUAGCUGGAGUGGUCCUCUAUAGUGAGAAGGACAGAAAUGGAAGCACCCACGUCGGUGAUCCGAAGCCACUGAAUGGCGACCUCCAAGGGAAGAAGAAGCACGCUGAGCGCAAAUACCUUAUGAUUCUAGGGAUCCUUGUGGCGAGUGUCACCUACCAGGCUGGUCUGAGUCCACCUGGGGGAACUUGGCAGAGCAACAGCGACUGGUACAGUGCAGGCAAUCCGAUCUUGCAUGACAACAGGAGGUCCCAGUACCUUGCUUUCUUCUACUGCAACUCCACCUCCUUCGUGGCCUCCAUUGUUGUCAUCGUCCUGCUGCUGCCGCAAUGGCGGAACGGCAAUGAGUUGUCGCUCAAGGUAAUGAAGACGGCCAUUUUCCUCGAUCUGCUCGCUCUCCUGGGGGCAUAUGCAGGCGGCUCCAGCAGGGGGUGGAAGACCUCGGUCUAUGUUGUGGCGCUGAUCAUCGCCGUGCUGGCCUACGUGCUGAUCCAUAUAAUGCUGGCAUUUUCGUGUUGUCGUACUGGUACUGAUGUUGUCAGUCCCCGGGACAACAAUAAUGUUGGCGAUCAAGGAAUUGCUCCUCCACCACAUGAGCAAAUCAACGUGGGGACUGAGGCACCUGGAUUAUCAGUCCAUACUAGAGUCAUGUAA
Lolium rigidum is the source of this 2589-nucleotide messenger RNA. RefSeq lists its product as uncharacterized. Bases 1 to 2589 code for a protein of 862 amino acids. The record is from RefSeq and is a predicted model, not a curated record. The transcript has 2 exons. NCBI's taxonomy places the organism in Eukaryota, Viridiplantae, Streptophyta, Magnoliopsida, Poales, Poaceae.